ACAUGCGUCACUUCCCACCCCGGACUUUCACCGGCACGCGCUACCGUUCCUCCAUCCUUCUCUUCUGCGAUACCCACAAUCCGCUGACUAUACCCUUUUUCUCAAUCAAUGAAGGCAUCCCUUUUCAUCCCGUUCCUCUCUACUCUUUCCUACGUCGCCGCCCACGGAUACGUACAAAAGGUCACCAUCGACGGCACAGUAUACACUGGUCCCGCUGUCGCUUCCGGCAGCACCGAUGGAAUCACCCGCGAAAUCUCAACCCAGGAUCCCAUAAAGGGUGCAACGAAUUCCGACCUUACCUGUGGGCCAGGUGCCCUUGCAGCUAGCAAAGUCGCUAAUGCUAAUCCUGGAAGCUCCAUUUCGUUCUUGUGGACAGGUGCCAGCGGGUCAGCGUGGCCUCAUAAUGUCGGGCCUAUGAUGACCUACCUGACCAAUUGCGGCGACCAGUCAUGCGCUGACUACAAUCCAAAGGGCACGGAAUGGUUCAAGAUUGAGGAAGCUGGCAAGACAGACGGAACAUGGGCACAAGCGGCUCUCAUGAACGGUGCGGCCGCCCAGGUUACCCUUCCAAGCAAUCUCGCUGCUGGCAGCUACAUCAUUCGCCAUGAGAUAAUCGCUCUUCAUAACGCCCAAGCAGAAGGAGGUGCAGAGUUCUACGCUUCGUGUACUCAGCUCAAAGUGGGAGGUUCUGGCACCGGUACUCCCUCUAGCAGUGAUCUCGUGCAGUUGCCUGGAGCCUACAAGGAUACUGAUCCUGGUAUCCUCAUCGACGUUUACUCCGACAGCCAAAAUGACUCGUACACUUUUCCCGGCCCUGCAGUCGUCGACCUUGGUGGCGGCAGCGGUACCUCCAGUUCAAAAGGGAUCUGCAGACUGAAAAAGCACACAUCUACCAAUGACACCGCUACUCUUACCAAGAGAAAAACUGUAGUCCGCCAUAUAUCUAGAAUCUUACGCGGUUUGGAUUUUUCUUUUCACAGGCAUUGACUGCUUGUACUCCCAUGCUAGCUCGAGUUUUUGUUUUGACUUACUGGUCUAUGGCCUUAUCUCCUGCCCAUGUGUUUGAUAUCCGGCAAUUUUUUAUAUCCUUCCAUCUUCUCUCCCGCUCUCGUUUGCUAUCUGGCAUGCUCUUGUAUUACUAUCAUUUCUUACAUACUGUGAUCUAAAGCGACGAGUUCAUGACAUUGUAAUAUCAGGGUCGUAGACUAGAUUUCAUACACGUGUUGAAUGCACCGUUGACCAUUAAAUAUCAACCACUCUAACAUUGAAAUACUUAUAAGGGAUUC
Molecule: messenger RNA, 1286 nt
Organism: Desarmillaria tabescens
Lineage: Eukaryota; Fungi; Basidiomycota; Agaricomycetes; Agaricales; Physalacriaceae
Product: glycosyl hydrolase family 61-domain-containing protein
Exons: 4
Coding region: 109-987 (292 amino acids)
Source: RefSeq, a predicted model, not a curated record